AUGUCGACCGAUUCACGAAAGCGAAGCGCGGAGACGGCUCUUGAUAGCGAGAAUGGAAGCGCGGAUACCAAACGGCAACGGGUACAAAGCCCACAUACCAUCCUUUCGAUUGGGAAAACAGGACUUUCGCCCCAGGCCUCAUCUGCGCCGACCAGAGAAGAUUCCGCGGUCAAGGGGCUGCGACGCACCAUCGCUCUCACUUUAGAGAAAGUCGGAUUUGAUGGUGCUGCGCCCGAAGCCAUGGAGAGUUUCACUGCCAUGACGGAAGCGUAUCUACUCUCGCUUGCUGAAACCGUCAAGACCUUCGGGAACAUUGGAAAACGCCAGCACCCCAUUCCAACCGACUUCGAGGUAGCGUUCAAGCGCUUCAACCUCACAACAUCACUUCUCGAUCCGCAUCGCAAACCCCCCAUUCCGAAAUCUAAACGAAAGCCCACUUGGGAGUUUCUGAUCCCCGAACCGCUAGGGGGGGAUCUUCCUAUUCUAGGCGAAGAGCUUGAUGGUGCCCCAGACAAGGCAGCAAAGCAGUACAUACCAGCGUUCUUUCCAGCAUUUCCCAGCAUACACACAUACAAGUGCACGCCCGAAAGUGUCGAUGCGGUUACAGUGUCAGAUGAUUGGGGAUUGUUCAACCCGGAUACGUCAUCCCAGAGCCUAGAUGGCUUACAACCAGUACAACCACAGCAGCCACAACGGCCUCUCGCGGCGGAUGAGAUUCCUUAUGGCGACCCGAAGAAGAUGCGCGAGGCGGCGGCGAAGGAGGCAAAGGCGGGAGAAGGUGCGCUUAGGAGGCUCAUGCGGGCGUCCAAGAUUGCCAAACAGAAAGAGGUAUGGUCUGCUGCGCAACGACAACCAGCACGGCGUGACAGGUACAAGUUGUGGGAAUCGGCCAUGCAGGAACUGAUUGAAGAUGAUAUCAAGUCCAAGGGCAAGGAGCUCAUGCCGACGGUGAUGUAUGGGGACAAAGGCCGAUUCGAGAUCGCGGACCACAGCAUGUUGGUCAAUACAAACAAGAAUGGCUGGGUCACCAGCUUGGCCACCUCGAUGGAGAACCCCAACAUGCUCCUCUCCGCCAGCCGCGACAAGACCCUGAUCAUCUGGAACCUCACCCGCGAUGAGACCCAGUACGGUUAUCCCAAGCGGUCGCUCCACGGUCACUCCCACAUCGUCUCCGACUGCGUGAUCUCGUCGGACGGUGCGUACGCGUUGUCCGCUUCGUGGGACAAGACCCUCCGCCUGUGGGAACUCUCGACCGGCACCACCACCCGCCGGUUCGUCGGCCACACCAACGACGUUCUCUCGGUCUCGUUCUCGGCCGACAACCGCCAGAUCGUCUCGGGCGCGCGCGACCGCAGCAUCAAGCUCUGGAAUACCCUCGGUGACUGCAAGUUCACCAUCACCGAGAAGGGCCACACCGAAUGGGUUUCGUGCGUCCGCUUCUCGCCCAACCCCCAGAACCCGGUGAUUGUCUCGUCUGGCUGGGACAAGCUGGUCAAGGUUUGGGAGCUCUCGAGCUGCAAGCUGCAGACCGACCACAUCGGCCACACUGGCUACAUCAACACCGUGACUAUCUCCCCCGAUGGAUCCCUCUGCGCUUCCGGUGGCAAGGACGGUACCACGAUGCUCUGGGAUCUUAACGAGAGCAAGCACCUGUACUCGCUCAAUGCCAACGACGAGAUUCACGCUCUCGUCUUCUCCCCCAACCGGUACUGGCUGUGCGCUGCCACCGCCAGCAGCAUCAUCAUCUUCGACCUUGAGAAGAAGAGCAAGGUCGACGAGCUCAAGCCUGAGUUCCAGAACGUUGGCAAGAAGAGCAACGAGCCCGAGUGUGUUUCGCUUGCGUGGAGCGCCGACGGCCAGACUCUCUUCGCCGGUUACACUGACAACAUCAUCCGUGUCUGGGGUGUCAUGUCGAGGGCGUAA
Dichotomopilus funicola is the source of this 1923-nucleotide messenger RNA. RefSeq names its product WD40-repeat-containing domain protein. The record is from RefSeq and is a predicted model, not a curated record. Lineage: Eukaryota; Fungi; Ascomycota; Sordariomycetes; Sordariales; Chaetomiaceae. Gene Ontology annotation, biological process: rescue of stalled cytosolic ribosome; positive regulation of protein phosphorylation. Gene Ontology annotation, molecular function: ribosome binding; protein kinase C binding; protein heterodimerization activity. Gene Ontology annotation, cellular component: cytosol; nucleus. Bases 1 to 1923 code for a protein of 640 amino acids. The transcript is spliced from 6 exons.